ACGUCACCGCGGACUGCAGGGGCCGGAGCCGCCGCCGCACAGCCCCGCACAAGCGCUCGGGGGGUCCCGCCGCCGCCGCGCAGCCCCGCACAAGCGCUCGGGGGUCCCGCCGCCGCCGAGACAGUCCCGCCGCCAGGGCCGCCGCUUGGGUGCAGGCGAGAUGGCGUCCGCCACCGACGCCCGCUACGGGCAGAAGGAGUCGUCGGACCAGAACUUCGACUACAUGUUCAAAAUCCUCAUCAUCGGGAACAGCAGCGUGGGCAAGACGUCCUUCCUGUUCCGCUACGCCGACGAUUCCUUCACGCCCGCCUUCGUCAGCACCGUGGGCAUUGACUUCAAGGUCAAGACCAUCUACCGCCAGGACAAGCGCAUCAAGCUGCAGAUCUGGGACACAGCAGGUCAAGAGCGGUACCGGACCAUCACCACAGCCUACUACCGAGGUGCCAUGGGCUUCAUCCUCAUGUAUGACAUCACCAACGAGGAGUCCUUCAACGCUGUGCAGGACUGGUCAACCCAAAUCAAGACCUACUCAUGGGACAACGCCCAGGUGCUGCUGGUGGGGAACAAGUGUGACAUGGAGGAUGAGCGGGUGGUGUCAUCAGAGCGCGGCCGGCAGCUAGCCGACCACCUGGGGUUUGAGUUCUUCGAGGCAAGCGCCAAGGACAACAUCAACGUGAAGCAGACUUUUGAGCGUCUGGUGGAUGUCAUCUGUGAGAAGAUGUCCGAGUCGCUGGCCACGGCCGACCCCGCAGUCACCGGCGCCAAGCAGGGCCCGCAGCUCAGUGACCAGCAGGCGCCCCCCCACCAGGACUGCGCCUGCUGAGGCUGCCUACCCCCCUGCAGCCAGGCGUGGACCCCUGCCCACCACUCCACCCCUCACCCCUAUUUAUUCUCGUAGCUAUUUAUUUAUUUAUCGGAGAUGUUCCGGGCCCCAAGCACCCCACGUCCCUGCCUGUCCAUGUCCAGCCAUGGUGUUGUGGCCCUGUGAACCCCCUUGCCCACCCCCUACCCUGGACCCCUUUUUUAGGUAAUUCACCUUCAUCAACAAGUUGUCAGUUGUGAGGGGGGCCUGGCACCCUGGAGCAGGCGAUGGGGCGGAGGGAGGGUGAGGCUGCGGGCAGGGGCACCCCGGACAGAGCUACGAGCCGCCCCCUCCCCAGGAUCUGUCUUGGGGACACUGUCCCCAGCACCCCCCAACCUGCUCUGAUGUCAGGAGUGUCAAAUGCCUCCCCCAGCCCCCCCCAGGCUCUGUCACUAGACACACAGCACCUAAUAAAGUGAUGGGCGACGCCCGCGGC
This is a messenger RNA of Choloepus didactylus (southern two-toed sloth), 1298 nucleotides long. It is a transcript of the gene RAB3A, whose product is annotated as RAB3A, member RAS oncogene family. The record is from RefSeq and is a predicted model, not a curated record. The transcript is spliced from 5 exons. Lineage: Eukaryota; Metazoa; Chordata; Mammalia; Pilosa; Megalonychidae. Bases 161 to 823 code for a protein of 220 amino acids. Gene Ontology annotation, cellular component: synaptic vesicle membrane; synaptic vesicle; axon. Gene Ontology annotation, molecular function: GTPase activity; GTP binding. Gene Ontology annotation, biological process: maintenance of presynaptic active zone structure; protein secretion; axonogenesis.